CACACAGUAGGCUCCACAGACAGCAGAGACAGACCAGAGCCACGAUCCUCUUUCUUUUUGCUCUAUCGUUGAUUUGAUGAAACACAUUGUGGUCUCAAGCCUGUGAUUUUGAAAUUGCUGCAGCCCUCCAGUGAAGUCAACAUACUUACAGUGUUACAUCUACCGUCCGUAGAAAUGAAUUGUGCAAGAGUUCUCCAUGCCUUAGGGAGUCACCCACCACCAGCUGUGAUGCCAGUUGACCUCGCCAUGUUUCUGAGCCUCAGCAAGCGUCAACCCCUUUAUCAGCUGCAGCCCACGUCUCCUCUGAAACCCACACAGCGUCGUUAUCAGCCGGCCAACUGCCUGCCUAGGACCGGCCUUCAAUCACCGCACCCAUCCUCCUCUUCCUCCUUCGCUUCAUCCUCGUCGCUGCCCUCCUCCCCUGUGUCCUCAGAACCUCGGAGCUGUUUCCGCAGGGACAGCAGUGGCCUGAGCAAGAAGCGUGUGAUCUUUGCAGACGCUAAAGGAUUGGCCCUCACUGCUGUGAGGCUAUUUAUCCCUGAGGUCUCUACCCCUGCGUCCACUCUGGUGAUGAAACCCUCCCUCGCCCAACUGCAAGGCCAACAGCUGACCUCAAACAAACUGCAACGCUACAAAUUGCGCCUUGGCUUCCCUCAGCCAGCGCUUGACUUCAAAGCCUUCCUUGCACGUCUGCGAGACAUGCGUGUACAGUUGGAGAGAUGCAACGUUUCCGAGCACUCCUUGAGUGGAAAAGUGCGCGUCUCCCAUGUCGGUAUCGACAAGGCUGUACAUGUGAGGGUGACUUUUGACUCUUGGCGGAGCCACCAUGACAUCCCCUGCACAUUCCUGCAGCAGCAGCGCUACGGGGGUUGUGACAUGGACGUUUUUGCUUUUGACUUAAGCUUACCGAAGAACAUAGACCCCAAUGAGCGAGUCGAGUUUUGUGUGUCCUUAACGCCUGGUCCUGGCUCGACGCCGCACUGGGACGACAACAUGGGGCAGAAUUACAGGGUGUGCGUGGAAAAAGAUGGAUCAGAUGGUUACCAAGGCAACGCUUACCAUUGCUACCCCACACUUUCACACCAUCGGGCAUCAUCUUGGCCUUCACAUGUGUCCCCCAGGAUGCAGAACUCUGCUGAUCUACAGCUUCAGAGGAGAGUCAGAACAGAGCGGAACAACCUGUGUUUGACAAAGUAGAGCAUUGAAAGUAGCCCUCUCAACACAGCCAUGAAAUAUGUAAAUAAUGUAACUAUGUCAAGAAAUAUUUAAGAGAGAAUUAGGGCUUUUAUGGAUGCAUGGACAUUGUUGGAUGGUCUAAAGCCUACUGUUCAGAAACAGCUCACCCAUAUUAGCUCAACUACCCUGCUGAAAUGUGAAUAAUACAUGCUGCCUUAUUGUUCUGAUUAAAUCCAUUUUUUUAAAGAAG
Molecule: messenger RNA, 1426 nt
Organism: Etheostoma cragini (Arkansas darter)
Lineage: Eukaryota; Metazoa; Chordata; Actinopteri; Perciformes; Percidae
Exons: 3
Coding region: 175-1197 (340 amino acids)
Biological process (GO): regulation of glycogen biosynthetic process
Cellular component (GO): protein phosphatase type 1 complex
Molecular function (GO): protein phosphatase 1 binding; glycogen binding
Source: RefSeq, a predicted model, not a curated record